AUGUCUGCCAUUUCUACAGCUGCCACCAUCUUCACAUCGUCUACCAGCUCUAGACGCACUACCCAGACAACACCAACCGACUUGGCCAUGGCAUCGCCGUCACCGCCAAGCAGCAAGGAGGCAGACCUCUAUUACUGGGGACUUCCCUCCCGCCCCAAGCUGGUUGCUCGCUCCAGCACACAUGUCUGGGAAGACCCGUUUUGGUCACCCUCCCCCUCCAUGAUGCAUAAAUCCCUUCGUCCUGCUGAUGGGAAUCCGUUACUGCACCGUCUGUGGAACGACGCAACGUCUUCCCUGAGAAACCAGAUCGUGGAAGCCGUCGACGCCGCAGACUGGACGGCAGUUGAUAUCCUGCGCCUGGGCUGUGCUGGAGAAUUCCACACAACUCUGCUGGUAUCCGUCAAGCCAGCGUCUCUUUCUUGGAGCCAGGCGCAUCCCAUCACGCUGCGAUGCAAGGCCAUUCUGGAGGGGCAUGGCAUCGACAAUGUUCAUUGCGAAAUACGCGAGAGCAUUGUCACUCCUUGCGGCAAUGUCUUGUCUAGAAGUAAAUCCGCUGCCGUUGCCGACACGACAAGCGGAUUGCAGCUUUCUUCGGCUUCUAGGACAAGACUGCGAGCAGACCGUGUCGAUAUGUCCGACUGCCUUGGUACCCGGAUAUCUAUGAAAGAUGACGAUACCAGGUUUGGCACAAAGGGCAUAUACCUCUCUGUCAAGCCAUCAGAUCGCCAAAAGGGGGAGCAGCCUAAGAUCGUGGCCUUGGCUUGUGGGCAUGUAGUGGCACCCCAGAAGAGUAGGAGUUUGACGACACGACUCCAAGGCUCCCAGACACCCAGAGAAGCCAUCCAAAUCGACCAGCCCGAGUACGACAGCAGACUUGCGCGCCUUGAAAGCUCCGCCAGACAAGAUCGUAACCAUGCGACAGAGUCCCGCAACUGUGGCGAUACCGAAUCUGCAGUUGCAUACGACCAGAUAGCAGACGACGAGGAAGACCUUGUCAGGAAGAUGAAGCCGUAUGUGGCCUCUUCCUCAAGGGUAUUCGGAACGCUGCUCUCCGCGCCGAAACUGGUGUAUUCGCGAGCUCUACGCGACACGCCAGGUUACGAUCCAUGGCUCAGAGACUGGGCGCUCAUUGAGCUGUUGCCCCGCCGCCACCAGAUUUCUCUCGACACUCUGAGGAACAAGGUCUUUGUCGGACCACCGAACCACCUUCGCAGUAUUGUGCACGACAAUUCGGCCGGAUGGAGAGGACUCGAGAGGAUCAACGUCCCAGCGGCGCUCAACGGCACCCUGGCGCUGGCAAAGACGGCCGUUCCCAUGAGCGAGCUUUACCAACCCGCUCCUGAUGCUAGCGACGACGAGCCGACGAUGCUUGUCGCGCAAUAUGGAGCGGGCGGGAAGCUGACGGUAGGCCUCGGCAACAGCUUGAAGUCGCUUGUUCGUCGAAAUGAGGCUCUGGAUGGAGACGUCGAGAACUACGGCGAGGAAUGGGCCGUAACAUCGUUUGCCGGGACUGACCAUCUCCAAGCGGCAUUUUCGUUGAAAGGCGAUUCUGGGUCUUGUGUAUGGGAUAUACAUACGCAACGCCCUGCUGCGAUUAUCAUGGCGGGAGUACACAGCCCGGCGCAGAAUGGGGGCAACGAUGUUACGUAUGCGCAGCCUUUGGAGCGUUUGCUUGGUGAUAUUGGGCAAUAUGGCUUUGACGUUUCGCUGGUAUAA
Trichoderma gamsii is the source of this 1716-nucleotide messenger RNA. RefSeq lists its product as hypothetical. Bases 1 to 1716 code for a protein of 571 amino acids. Lineage: Eukaryota; Fungi; Ascomycota; Sordariomycetes; Hypocreales; Hypocreaceae. The record is from RefSeq and is a predicted model, not a curated record. The transcript has a single exon.